AUUUUUAAAAACAUUUACAAGUUCAGACUCGUUUGAGACGUGCGCGUGUACGGACGUUGUAAUUUGUGUAUUCGAGAACAAGUUUACAUAGAGAAACUAAUAAAUUCAAUAAAUGAAGAAAGUAUUAAAAAUGAGGAAAAAUUAAGUCGUUGUAAGAAAAAUAAGUAAAUAUUAGAGUGCAACAGAGUUCAUAAAUAUUUAAAGUUGGAAAAACACCAACGUUGUUAAAUAGAAGAACAUUUCUCAAAUACAAGAACAUUUAUAAAAAGUAUUAUAACUUUAAUUAAAAAAGUUAAGCCAAAAACCAAAUACAUUAAAAAUGGCAUACACAAAAGCAAGCACAUCACUUCUCAUUUCCAUUGCUGUGAUAAUAACUAUAUUUUCCACUUCUAUACCUGCAGCUAACGCUCUCCGCUGUCACCAGUGCAACUCCCACUUGCAAGAGGACUGCACUGUCUUACGUUUAGUCACACCACGUGCACCGCGUGACGACCAAUUCCUUGGGGAAUGCGAAUCGCCCGAUAUGUUUUGUCGCAAGAUAGUGACGCAGAUUGAGGUGACCGGGGAGCAUCGCAUCAUACGCAGCUGCGGCAAGUUGGACAACAAGAAGGAGAAGAACAGUUAUUGCUUCGAUGCCGACAAUGAGGGAUUCAAACAGACGAUCUGCAACUGUUUCGAGGAUGGCUGCAAUGCGGCACCGCCACGUCUCGGCAAUGCCAAUCACGUGACUAUGUUGAGUGCGACCGGUUUGUGCGUGUUGGUGGCGCGAUUUUUGAGGAUUAGUGCUUAGAAUAUAUAGUAGCUAGUUAAAAUAAAGAAAGAAAACAUAUUUUUAAAUGUUUGCAUAUACGACCAUAUGUAUGUAUAUAUUAUAUGUGCCGGUGCAAAAAUGUAGUUGUUUGUAUGUACAUACAUAUGUAUAAUAUGUAUUUAGUUGCGUAAAGUGUGCUCGCUGGAAUGCGAAUUGGUUGUAUGCGUAUUCAGCAUUGAAGGACGAAGAAAAGAAGAAUAGAAGGAAAGAAGAAAAGAAAGGAGUAGAAGAGUAGGUGCUUGAAGCACGACAUCCAUUUUAAUGUAGCUGAUAACAAUGAAGACGAAAGAGCGUUGCUGGAAGUUAAUUUUGUUAGCUCUCUUAAGCAUUUUUCUUUGUUUUUCUCAAUUAAUUUUAACACUCCAACACGAAUGCCAAAUGUAACUUAAUGUGCAAACUUUCGGACUCGAUUUUUCCAAUUUCGAUUUAAUAUUAAAAAUUAUACUUUUUAGAAAAAUACACAUAAAAACUAAACAAAAUAAAACAAAAACAACA
This is a messenger RNA of Ceratitis capitata (Mediterranean fruit fly), 1306 nucleotides long. RefSeq lists its product as uncharacterized. The record is from RefSeq and is a predicted model, not a curated record. The coding region runs from base 320 to 790 and encodes 156 amino acids. NCBI's taxonomy places the organism in Eukaryota, Metazoa, Arthropoda, Insecta, Diptera, Tephritidae. Gene Ontology annotation, biological process: positive regulation of voltage-gated potassium channel activity; sleep; regulation of synaptic transmission, cholinergic. The transcript is spliced from 3 exons.